GCUGAAGGUUCUGUAAAGGAAGAUAAUGGUGAAGAGAGCGCUGUAACAGUCAGGUUAUAUGGCCCGAACACCGAUUAUGUCAUCAACCGUGAGCGUGAGUUGCAGGCUAUCAAAUACCUCUCGGCUGCAGGAUUUGGUGCCAAAUUGCUUGGAGUAUUUGGGAAUGGGAUGGUGCACUCCUUUAUCAAUGCACGUAUUCUAACCCCAGCAGACACGAGGGUGCCAAAGCUGGCUGUUGAAAUUGCAAAGGAACUCCGUAGGUUUCAUGCGGUUGAAAUUCCAAGGUCUAAGGAACCUCAGUUAUGGAAUGAGAUAUUCAAGUUCUUUGAGACUGAGAAACUAUACUUGAUAGAUUUUGUGUACGAAUCAUACAGUUACAGAGGUUUCGACAUCGGGAAUCACUUCAACGAGUAUGCGGGCUAUGAUUGCGACUACUCAUUGUACCCCAGCAAAGAAGAGCAAGAUCACUUCUUCAGGCAUUACUUACAACCUGAUAAGCCAGAGGAGGUAUCGUCCAAGGAUCUUGAAGUGCUUUACGUAGAGUCAAACAAGUUCAUGUUGGCUUCACACAUAUUUUGGGCCCUCUGGGCACUAAUCGAGGCGAAGAUGUCGCCCAUCGAUUUCAAUUACCUAGGUUACUUCUUCUUGCGCUACAAAGAGUACAGAUUGAAGGAGGAAAUGAACUGUUUGUUGGCCCGAUCUUACCUCUCAGGGUUGCACAAAGCCUAG
Molecule: messenger RNA, 729 nt
Organism: Linum tenue
Lineage: Eukaryota; Viridiplantae; Streptophyta; Magnoliopsida; Malpighiales; Linaceae
Source: the annotation of a GenBank genome assembly